GACAGAGCCAGGCACGAAAAUAUCCAAUCAACAACAACAACGACGUUUUAAUAAAUGUAAAUAAAAGAAAAAUACUUAUCAUUCUGAUUGUAUUGGAAUUAGUUUUUAGGGGUUUUCCAGUGUAUUAAAGAGGGCAUGGAAUCCAAUUUCUGUGACAAUCAAGGGAUAUUGGCAUCAAGUGACCGUGAAGUUACAUCAUGUUGACAUCUAAUGACAUCUUGUAUAGCAUCGGUAAGGAGUUGUUCUGGUGUGACACCUGUGGACGUGGUCUGCAGGACUUGAUUAGCUUGAGACAGCAUGUUGCGGAGCACAUUGUUGAUGUCAUUGCAGACAAAAAUGACACCUAUGCCAGCCACACCUUACAUGCAGGCCUUUUUAGUUAUCAAGAAGCUGUAACUGAUGAAGGUGUGAAAGAAAAAAUAGAAGACACUACACUAGGACUAUCAGAUGUUGAGAAGACUUCCAAUCUCUAUAAUAUGUGCAGCAAUUGUGGAAAGGGAUUUACAACUCCCAAGGACCUCACAAAUCAUAUGAGGAUUCACACAGGAGAGCGGACACACAACUGCAGUGUUUGUGGAAAAGGAUUUGCCUAUAGUUCACUCCUCACCCGGCAUAUGAUAAUUCACACAGGAGAGCGGCCACACAGUUGCAGUGUUUGUGGAAAGGGAUUUGUCAGCAGUUCAAACCUCACUCAGCAUAUGAGUAUUCACACAGGAGAGUGGCCACACAGUUGCCGUGUUUGUGGAAAGGGAUUUGUCAAAAAUUCAUACCUAACCCGACAUAUGAGAACUCACACAGGAGAGCGGCCACAUAUUUGCAGUGUUUGUGGAAAGAGCUUUGUCGCCAGUAAAGACCUAACCCAGCAUUUCAGGAUUCACACAGGAGAGCGGCCACAUAUUUGCAGUGUUUGUGGAAAGGGAUUUACAACUCCCAAUUGCCUCACAUAUCAUAUGAGUAUUCACACAGGAGAGCGGCCACACUGCUGCAGUGUUUGUGGAAAAGGGUUUGCCAGGGUAUUGGACCUCACAUAUCAUAUGAGGAUUCACACAGGAGAGCAGCCCCACAGGUGCAGUGUUUGUGGAAAGGGAUUUACUUACAGUUUACUUCUCACCCGGCAUAUGAAGAUUCACUCAGGAGAGCGGCCACACAGGUGCAGUGUUUGUGGACAGGGAUUUGUCAACAAGUCACUCCUCACCCAGCAUAUGAGUAUUCACACAGGAGAGUGGCCACAUAGAUGCAAUGUUUGUGGGAAAGGGUUUGCCAAGGGCUGGGUCCUCACAUAUCAUAUGCGUAUUCACACAGGAGAGCGUCCCAACAGUUGCAGUGUGUGCAAAAAGGGUUUUAUUAGCAGUUCACACCUCAACCGGCAUAUGAAGAUUCACACAAGAGAACAGCCCCACAGGUGCAGUGUUUGUGGAAUGGAUUUUGUCAGAGGUUCACAACUCAACCGGCAUAUAAAGAUUCACUCAGGAUAGUGGCCACAUAGUUGUAUUGCUUGUGGAAAAGGACUUUUCAAGGGCUCGGCCCUCAUAUAUCAUAUGAGUAUUCACACACACAGGAAAUCGGCCACAUCGGUUCAUUGUUUGCGGAAAGGGAUUCGUCAUCAGUUCACUCCUCUUUCAGCAUAUGAGGUUUCAAUCAGGAUAGCUGCCACAUAGUUGCAUUGUUUGUGUAAACGGAUUUAUUUGUCAGUUCACAUCUCACCCAGCAUAUGAGGAUUCACACGGGAGAGCGGUCACAUAGUUAAAGCGUGUGUGGAAAUGAAAUUGCUAAAGGCUCCUUCCUCACUAAGUAUUUGAGGAUUCACACCGGUUGCGGCUGUACCAGUGAAACGUGUGUAGAAAGGAUUUGUCACAUACAUGUAUAAUCCGAUCUCAAUUGGCAUACGUGGAUUCACAAGUGAGAGCACCCUUUCAAUUGAAGUGUUCGUGGACUUUGUCACCAGAUUUCAACUAAAUUUGCACAUUCGGUUUUAUGCAGGGGAGCGGCUGAACAUACAGCGUUACUGUAUACCAAAAGCUCGUUCAAUCACAUCCUUCCUGAAUGAGACUGAGCACAUAAUAUGACACACCACAUAAAUCGUAUCAUAUUUUUGUGCGGGGUGAAGUUCCGACACAAAGUUAAUCUGGAUAGACAAAUACGGAGCAACAGCGAUGUUGCUUUUAUUGAUUUUUGCAAGCAGACUGGACUUAGAAUCUUAAAUGGUCGAAUUGGUGAAGACGCCGGCAUUGGCAAAUAUACAUUUGUUGGCCAUAGAGGCUGUAGUCUUGUAGAUUAUGUCAUUGCAUCUGAAUCCGUUUAUCAUUUUUUUACAUCCUUUGUUGUUCUCGACCCAAACCCAUUAUCAGACUAUUAUGUAAUUGAAUUUGUCUAUGAUAACAAUAUUAAUCAUCAAAAUUCAUCAACCUGUAUAUGAUGUUAAAGGUGGAGAUUAUGUAACUUUAGAUAGUAAAUAUAUAUGGAAUACUGAAUUAAAAGAAAAUUAUAGUGAUUUGACUAUAAAGACUAGAAAUGCUUUAAAUCAAAAUGACAUUGAGUCAAGUUGAUUCGACUUUGGAAAUAUAUUAGAUAGUGUUACUGAUAAUUUGUUUAAGAAAAAUAUAGUUAAGAAAAAUGAUAAAUUACCAACUCAGAAAAGCAAUGUGUGUUUCGAAUACGAUUGUGAAGUUAAACGAAAAGAUUUUAUGGUAUUUUUAAAUCGGUAUGGUAAUUGUAAAACUGAUGAAAAUCGAGAAUUGUUAGUUAAGUCUCGCUCAGAUUACAAAACGGCUUUGCAAUCUGCAAAACGAAAAUAUAAUAUUGAUCGCACCAAAAACUUGAAACAUAUAUACGUACUAAUGCUAAACUAUACUGGAAUAUGUUAAAAUAUGCUUCACAUGUAAAGUCCCCAAAUAUACCUUUGUCUUCUUUUGAAACAUAUUUUAAAGCUGUAAAUAAUCCAGACGAUCACUUUUUCAAUCCGGAUGAAGAUGUAUUGUACUUCAAUGAACGAUUUGUUAAUAAUGAAUUUCAUGCUAUGUUUGGUGGGCUCGACGUACCUAUAAGCAAUAUCGAAAUCACAACUGCCAUAAAGGAAUUGAAGACAGGAAAAAGAGCAGGUCCUGAUAUGUUCUUAAAUGAGUUUUUGAUAUAUGUCAUUGGUCAGUUAUUACCUUUUCUGAACAUUUUAUUUAAUACUAUUUUUGAUACAGGUUAUUUUCCAGAAUCUUGGUCGGAAGGAUAUAUCCUACCGUUACAUAAAAGGGUGUUUAAAAUAACCCUGAAAACUAUAGAGGAAUAACGCUUUAAAGUACUAUUGGAGAAUUAUUUACCAGAAUUUUAAACAAUCGUUUAACUAAGUGAGCAGAGCAAUACAAUGUUUAUAUCGAGGCACAAGCAGGUUUUCGUAGCGGUAUGAGUACUACAGAUAAUAUUUGUGUUUUACAUGGCUUAAUUACGCAUGUUAUUAAUACUGGAAAAAAAAUACUCUUGUUUUAUAGAUUUUAGUAAAGCUUUUGAAUAUGUAGAAAGAAAUAGUUUAUGGUAUAAAUUGAUUAAAAUUGGUGUAAGAGGUAAAAUGCUUACCGUAAUUAGAAGUAUGUAUAGUGGUUUUAAAUUUCGUGUGAAUUAUAACAAUACACUUAGUAAUGAAUGUACAUGUACGCUUGGUGUUAGACAAGGUGAAUGCCUAUCACCUUUCCUCUUCUCUAUGUUCUUGAAUGAUAUUGAAGAGUAUUUGAUUUUGAACAAUUUUGACGGAAUAGAUACUUACAUGACAAAAUUAUUUCUUCUAUUCUACGCUGAUGAUAUUGUUCUUUUUUCUGAUACAGGAGAUGGAUUACAAAAAGGUCUGGAUUUACUUCAAGAAUAUUGUAAACGAUGGAAACUGAAAAUAAAUGUUCAGAAAACUAAAGUCAUAGUGUAUAUAAAAUCUGGAAUGUUGCCAUGAAAUUUGAAGUUUGUUUUUAAUAAUGAAAAUAUUGAAAUGGUUAAGUCUUUCUCCUAUCUGGGUAUUGUAUUUACUCAAGGUGGGUCUUUUAGCGAAACUCAGAGUACGUAUGCUAGUAAAGCACAGAAAGCAAUUUUCAAAUUAGACAGUUAUUUAUUGAAUUUCACUGAUUUGUCUAUACUUCAUAGAUUCGAUUUGUUUGAUUAACUUGUUGUACCUAUUCUAAGUUAUUCAUGUGAUUUUUUUUUAUAAUGCUCUUAAUAUUGAGAGAGUGCAUACUCUAUAUUGUAAAAGAAUUUUAAGAGUUAAACGUUCCACACAAAACGAUUUCGUAUAUGGCAUUUUAGGUAGAUUUAGUUUAGCAAAUCAAAGAUAUAUUAGAAUUGUUAGAUAUUGGUUAAAAUUGUUAAUCAGCAAUGACAACAAAUACACUCUUAUAGUAUAUAAUAUGUUAAAAGCUGAUGCAGAUAUAUACCCUGAUAAAACAUCUUGGGUUACUUUAAUCCGAGAUUUACUGACCUCAAUGGGCUUCUACGAAAUAUGGCUUUCCCAAGGAGUCGGUGAUAUUGAUGUGUUUAUGUAUGUUUUUAAGCAACGUCUUCAUGAUAAUUAUAUCCAGUUAUGGCACCAUCGUCUGGAUAACUCGACCCGAGCAACGUUUUUUCGGGAGGUAGUCGAUUUUGAUUUUCAAACGUUUCUUAAGUGUAUAAAUGUUCAAAAAAUCAGGAUUGCUUUCACUAGAUUAAUGGUUUCUUCUCAUAAUCUAAGUGUUGAGUCUGGAAGGUGGCAUAGACCAAUAAGUAUCCCAAUAGAAGAUAUAAAAUGUACUGUUUGUGAUAAGCUUGAAGACGAGUUUCACUUUAUUUUAGAAUGGUCAUUAUAUCAUGAUUUACGCAAACAAUACAUGAAAAAAUAUUUUUGGUGUAAACCUAGUAUGUUUAAAUUAAAGCAGCUGUUUGAAAGCAAAAAUGAAAUUGUACUUCGGCGUCUAAGCAUGUUUAUAUUUCAAUGCUUUGAAAUCAGAAAAUCUGUAAAUGAUACAUAAUUUGUAAAAUACACCCUAUGUCUCUUUUGAUAGGGCAACGCACAAUAUUGUAUUAGCAUUCGUUCAUGUGUAUUGAGUAAUAUAAUGAUAUGAUUUCUCGUUCACCAAGUCUCUACUUGUAAUUUAUUGAUAAAUAUUCAACACAAUUACUGAAAUAUUAUUAUAUGUGUACUUUUGUAACACAUGUGUUUAUUGACAGAUCACGGUGUCUCUUUAAAAACAAAUCGAAAAACGAAAUGUGUUCAUGCAUGUUGCGUAUCUUUUUGGGCAACUUUGUAAGUAGUCAUUAAAUUAUCAACAUAAUUUUGUCUUUUGAAAUUUACGAUUAUAAAUAAUAAAUGUAUACAGAUUCGGAUAUACGAGAAGCAAAUUAUUGUGAUGUAUAAUAAAUUAUGUGUUAUUUGUAUUAAACCGUUGUAUAUAUUUUGUGUU
Messenger RNA from Dreissena polymorpha, 5405 nucleotides. Its product is annotated as gastrula zinc finger protein XlCGF57.1-like. Lineage: Eukaryota; Metazoa; Mollusca; Bivalvia; Myida; Dreissenidae. The record is from RefSeq and is a predicted model, not a curated record. The coding region runs from base 198 to 1475 and encodes 425 amino acids. The transcript is spliced from 3 exons.